AUGUUGACGACGUCCCGUCUCGCCUCCAACGUCAGACCGUCUCAGCAGCAGCAGCCGUCAUACCACUCCAGCAGCACCAGCACUGCUGCCUCAGCACAACCCUCACAUCCAAACCCACCGCCCAACAUUCACCACCCACAGCAGACGACAACCAUUCGGAUCCCCAUGCUGAGUGCACUCCAACCGCCACCGAACCCGCAGGCGAAUGCGGGCCCACCUCAGCAACAGCAGCAACAGGGUCCUCUUGCACAACAGGGCCAGAGCAUUCCACCUCCGCCCCCACAAAACGGCCAGGAUUACACUCUGUCCAGCGUACUCCACUUCUUACAGACGGAAUGGCGUCGCUACGAGCGCGACAGAAACGAGUGGGAAAUUGAGAGGGCUGAAAUGAGGGCUCGCAUUGCCCUCCUCGAGGGAGAACGCCGGUCAUUUGAAAAUGUAAAGCUCGACCUCAUGCGUCGCAUCAAGAUGCUGGAAUACGCGUUGCGUAUGGAACGGUACGCGCUUUUCAUUUCAAGCUUGCCCACCUCGAUUCUAAAGCAACUUGGACAACCGUCUACAACGAUGCCGUCCAAGCCAAGUGCCUUUCAGCAAAGUUUAAAAGAAGAUGUAAAAGACGGCAGUAGCGGAAGCUCGCCGCGGAGCGAAGACUCCUCUUUACCACCGGAGCGUGGAGCGAACAGUGUAGGUCCUGGUCCUGCUCGCCAGCCCUCGUGGUCGGGGAAUCCCCCGCUCCCAAGUACCACUGGUGUACAGACGUCCAGCGUGGCCGCCGCCACAAUCGGUACUAAACCACCUCCAGGGCGCGACCCCAAGUCUCGCGCUCGCAGCCGCGAAUACCUCAAGCAAUGCCUACAGGAAAUCUCCUACCUUACUUCCCCGCAGGCAAUGAACCCUCUCCCAAACCGUCCACUUAUCACUAACCCAAACCCUGCCAUUGGACCCACUCCGUCAAUCUUGAACCCUGGUUCAGCGGGUGGUGUCAAUGUUAAUACCAGUGCUGGUGCUCCUAGUGUCAGUGUCAGUGCAGGACCUGGUAUCAACGGUCCCCAGGCAUCUGCUCUUCCACAACCUGGACAAACACAGGGGUUCUUUGAGUCGAUCUAUAAUGGUCGGCCAAAGAAACAGCUUCCGGAAACCAACGCCGUAGGACAAGGGAUAUGCAGUACUACGGGCGGCUUGCCGGGCAAGGAGUUCCCAGUCAUGGGUGGUGCACCUGGUGUCAGCAAUGGCAUAACCCUUCCUUCUAAUCAGGCAAGUACGCCUGCUUCCACGGGUUCUUUGGAGCGAGGGAGUCCGCUUUCUCCCGCUGGUGUGGGACUGUAUCAGAACCAGCAACAGCCGCCGCCGUCGCAGCCCCAGCGGUCACAAAUGCAGCCGUCACCGUCACCUCCUUCCGUUGAGGACGGACAACAACCGAAACAACUGACAGCCAUUUUCCGCCCUGACAGUAACUGGCGUGAGAAGCUUCGCUCGUCAUACCAAGAGCAGGCGAGGCGAUGGCAUGACAGUGAAGAGGAUGAGCCAGAAGAGGGCGAAGAGGAGGAUGAAUCCGAGAGUGUCAGCGUUGGUGUUGAGGAAGGUGAAGGUGAGGGCACCAAGUUAUGGAAACCUAAGAGGACUUUGAGAAGUCACUUGGACGCCGUGCGUGCGUUAGCUUUCCACCCGACUGAGCUCUGCCUGGCAACUGGCGGAGACGACUGGCACUGUGAAAAUCUGGCGGAUGGACGUUGCCGGCUUGACUUCAUCUGUCCUCAGCUCACUCUUCGCGGCCACUCUGCUGGGAUCACGUGCCUUGUACACUCGCCGACAUGCCAUCUCAUCUACAGCGCGUCUCUCGACUCUAGUAUACGAGUGUGGUCACUCCCCUCACCCUCACAUACGACUUACGCACCUUAUGACUCCACCACUGCGCGAGGUGAACUAAUUGGGCAUACUGACGCUGUUUGGGACCUUGCCCUUGUACGAGACGAAAGUACCCUCAUAAGCUGUGGUGCAGAAGGUACCGUCAAGGUUUGGGAUGUCGGUGUACCUGGCGGAGGUGCUCUCCGAUUAACCCAGGCGCCUACCUCUGUCGAGGCCAUCAAAACGGAGUUAAAGAACGUUGCUGUAGCAUACCAAAAUGCAGUCGUGAAAAUAUUCGAAAUCGAGACCGGGAAGGAGGUCUCACGGCUGCCUACGGAACAUGACAUAUGGUUGGUCAUAUUCAAUGGCACGGUGGCGACUCAAGUCAAUAAGAUAGUCUCACAUCCAACGAUGCCCUUACUUAUUACCGCUCACGAGGACAAGUUCAUCCGGAUCUUCGAUAUCAUAACUGGUCAAUGCACAUACAAUAUGCCUGCGCACUUAGACGGCGUGACAUCGCUGUCUAUCGACGUGGCAGGGUUCGCACUCGUCUCUGGGUCACACGAUUGUUCAAUACGUUUCUGGGACUUGUUGGGCUCGCGAACGUGUGCACAAGAAAUAACGUCACACAGAGAAAAAGCAAAGGAAGGCGCACUAGACGUCGAGUUCCACCCCUCCCUGCCUGUCAUGGCAAGUGCAGGCGCGGAUGGUGUCGUCAAGCUCUACGCGUCGUCGUGA
Pisolithus orientalis is the source of this 2583-nucleotide messenger RNA. Its product is annotated as WD40-repeat-containing domain protein. Gene Ontology annotation, molecular function: protein binding. The record is from RefSeq and is a predicted model, not a curated record. The transcript has 11 exons. Bases 1 to 2583 code for a protein of 860 amino acids. Lineage: Eukaryota; Fungi; Basidiomycota; Agaricomycetes; Boletales; Pisolithaceae.